Messenger RNA from Trachymyrmex septentrionalis, 1137 nucleotides. RefSeq lists its product as uncharacterized. The transcript is spliced from 4 exons. The record is from RefSeq and is a predicted model, not a curated record. Lineage: Eukaryota; Metazoa; Arthropoda; Insecta; Hymenoptera; Formicidae. Bases 306 to 1088 code for a protein of 260 amino acids.
AUCAAAAUUAAACCGUCAAAAAUUUUAUUGGAAAAUUAAUAUAAAAAUUUGAAGUAAAAAAAUGUAAUCGUAAAACGCAAAUAUGCUAGUAAAAUUAGUCGUGUAUAAAAAUUUGGAAACAGAUAUGAACAUUAUAAUAGAACAAUAAACUAUUGCUUCAAAAUGUUAUUAUAAAAUUGGCAGUGUCAAAAGAUCGUCAAAAAUACAUGACAACAAUGGCUUAAAAUCUUCAUAAAUCUUCGUAAAGCUUUCAUCAUUUAGGAACUUUCAUAGUACAGGAAUUUUCAUAGUUCAGAAAUUAAAUCAUGAAAAAAAUAAAUCAGUACAUUACGACCUAUCAGAAAGACUAUACCUGGCCUGACGAUGUGUCGUCUAAAUGUUUUCAACCUCCAAUUAAACCAAUUGUCGUUAAAGAUUGCACUUGUACUGAUUCGCGACAAGAAUAUAAAGAAUUAUUAGAUGGAAAACUUGAAAAGUAUCGCGAUUGGAGUCGGAUGGGUCCUAUGGGACGACUGCUGGAGCCAAAGAUUUAUGAAAUCAAAAUCGAACAGGCUCCCAAGAGAGAAAUAAUGCGAUUAGAUCGACUAACCAAUAUUUGCUUUAAAGAAGCAUAUCCUGGUUUAUACGAGACGUUAGAGAAACCAUCUCGGAAAGAACCAAUGGAGCGGAGGGAUAUUGAUUUUAUGUAUAAAACGACAUAUCAAAAGGAUUACAGUGAUCCUGCAGCUGCACGUAUGACACAGCGAGAUGUGGCGUUGACAGUUCCCGAUACAACUGCUAAAUGCCCAUCGUGUAGUAUCCCAAAAAUAAUCAUGAAAACUGAUUGCUCGCCGUAUUGUUCUUUGUCUUCCUCGAUAUAUAAUGGAGAUGCGAGCUUUGGAAAACGUUAUCAUGAAUCAAAAAUCAGAUUAAAACGCGAAAAGAAAUGUAAAGAUAUAAGACAGAUGUCAUUGCCAUCCUGGAAAUCGGAGUAUCAAGAUAGCAUCAAUAAAAUCGGUCACGCCAUUAUGAGAGUUAAAUUACAUCACGCAAAGAAGAAAACUUUACCAAUCCAGUAUCAAUAUAGUACUCCAUGCAGCAGAGAAUAACGUAUUAAGAAAUUUAACUAACAGCCAAAUUAUAUACAUAUGAAAGUCA